This is a messenger RNA of Pogona vitticeps (central bearded dragon), 1416 nucleotides long. NCBI's taxonomy places the organism in Eukaryota, Metazoa, Chordata, Lepidosauria, Squamata, Agamidae. The record is from RefSeq and is a predicted model, not a curated record.
UGAAGUGGCUUUUCCCCCAGCACAUGAAAUCCAACCUGUACCGCUUGUGCUACACGCAUGUGGGCCAGGACUUCUCCAUCUGUAAUUACUGGAAUGAUCCACAUCAUAGGGAUCUUUACCUCAACAACAGCAACUUCUUGGCUUUGCUAAAUGAUGAGAGACUCCAUCCCAACGCAUCUGCCUGGAAGAAAAACUUUCUGCGCAUCCGCAAGAUGGUUCUGAUUGGAGGUCCGGAUGAUGGCGUCAUCAUGCCUUGGGAGUCCAGUCUGUUUGCCUUCUACGAUGAUAAUGAAACAGUGAGAGAAAUGAAAUCUCAGCCGGUCUACCUCACAGAUGCCUUCGGCUUGAAGACCUUGGACGCUCGCAGCGACCUCGUCUUCUGCAUCAUGCCCGGCGUUUCUCACACGUACUGGCACUCCAAUCGCACAGUUUAUGACACCUGUGUGGACAAGUGGCUUACAUAGCUGGCGGAGCUUGAGAGGAAGCGGGCGGAGGAGAAGAAGCCACAGCCGAGACGCGCGCUGCAUUACCUCGCGAUGGGAUUUCUCCUCCUGCUUCAGACGAAACUCUUCUUACCUGUAGCUUUUCUAGAAUGGUUGGAAAAUUUCUUUCAUAGUGGAAGAUAACUUUUUCUGCAGGAAUCUGGUAGCUGGGCUGGGGAAUUCCAGGGAGAUGCGCUGAGUUGGAUUGCGGUGAUGUGGAGGAAUUGGGUCUUCCAUCUUUUAUCAGGUCUAGUGCUGUACUAGCUAUUGGGGGGGGGAGGGUUAAGGGGAAACACAUCUCUGAUUCAGCAUCAGAUAUUUGAGAAUUUUUUAAAAAUAGGAUGCCUAACUUGGCAAAAAGAGACUGAAAGAAGAAACCGAUCACACUUUGAUGUCAUCCAAAGCAUCAGGUGUCAUAUUUCCUAUUCCCAGCCCUCAUGCAGAAAUUUAACAAUAUGUGGAAAUUUGACAGCAUUUCCUUAUCAAAUCUUAAGACCUAACUUUGGGGGAGGGGGAAAUAUUUUCAAUUGGACCCUUUCCCAAUUUUUUACCUCUUCGCAACAACAACAAUGCAAUCUCACACUAUUUUUGAGAGAAAUUAUAUAACCAGGUAAACUAGCAAAAAAGAAAGAAAGAAAAAAAGAAAAUCCUUGGCAGAAAACUUUUAGGCUCACAUCAUUUUUGUUUUAUUUUUAUUUUUGUGGAGGUAACUUAACUGAUUGGCUCAAAUUUUGCUUUGCAGAGAAAUUGAGUCUACUGUGUUCACUUAACGAAAGUCUCGUUCCAUGGCCUUUUCAAAAUUCAAUGUAAACCUCUCCACAAAACCAUAGGAAAAUGUAGGGUUCCAGUUUACAGUACUGUAACUCUAAUAUGUUUCUUUGUUUGCAUAAGGAAGCCUGUUUCUCCUGUCCUGGAUCAAAGUCAGCAUUUAAAU